Molecule: messenger RNA, 2757 nt
Organism: Adineta ricciae
Lineage: Eukaryota; Metazoa; Rotifera; Eurotatoria; Adinetida; Adinetidae
Source: the annotation of a GenBank genome assembly
AUGAGUGGAUAUUAUUAUCAAGAUGCUAAUGGAUACAAUGGUAUGCCAAUGAUGAAAUCGCCUCCACUUCAACAACAAUACAGUGGAGAGUAUAUGCAACAAAAUUCAAUUGAUGAUUAUAUGGUACCAGAAGAAGAAUGGGAACGUGAAGCUGUACUUGAUCCUGCAUGGGAACGACAACAAAAGAAAACAUUUACCGCGUGGUGUAAUUCGCAUUUACGUAAAGUUGGCACAGCGAUCGAAAACAUCGAAGAAGAUUUUCAAAAUGGUUUGAAAUUGAUGCUUCUUUUGGAAGUUAUAUCAAAUGAACAACUUGUCAAACCGGACCGUGGACGAAUGAGAUUUCAUAAGAUCGCAAAUGUAAAUAAAGCACUUGAUUUUAUAAUGAGCAAAGGAGUUAAGUUAAUGGUUGGCGCUGAAGAAAUCGUUGAUGGAAAUUUGAAAAUGACGUUGGGAAUGAUUUGGACAAUUAUCUUGCGUUUUGCUAUUCAAGACAUUUCAGUUGAAGAAAUGUCUGCUAAGGAAGGUCUAUUAUUGUGGUGUCAACGAAAGACCGCUCCAUACAAGAAUGUGAAUGUUCAAAAUUUUCAUACAAGUUUCAAGGAUGGUUUGGCCUUCUGUGCACUCAUUCACCGCCACCGUCCUGAUUUACUCGAUUAUAGUAAACUGACAAAAGACGAUCCAUUAACAAAUCUUAAUCUUGCAUUCGAUAUUGCUGAGAAACAUUUGGAUAUUCCUAAAAUGUUAGAUGCCGAAGAUAUGGUCAAUACGGUCAGACCAGAUGAAAAGUCUGUGAUGACUUAUGUCAGCGCGUACUAUCAUGCCUUUGCUGGUGUUUAUAAGGCCGAACAAGCAGCUAGCCGAAUAUGUAAAGUAUUGAGUAUUAACCAAGAAAAUGAACAAAUGAUGGCGGAAUAUGAACGAUUAGCAUCGGACCUAUUAGAAUGGAUUAAACAAAAACGACCAUGGUUAGAAAAUCGUGCUACAGAUAAUACACUUAGUGGUACACAAGCUAAACUAGGAGAAUUUCGAGAUUAUUGUCGUUCACAAAAGCCGCCGAAGUUACAUCAAAAAGCGAAAUUAGAAACCGAUUUCAACACACUUCAAACACGUUUACGUCUAUCGAAUCGACCAGCAUUUACUCCAACCGAAGGCAAAUUGAUUGCGAACAUUGUCGAUGCCUGGAAAGGUUUAGAGUUAGCAGAAAAAGGUUUCGAAGAUUGGUUGUUACGUGAACUACGCCGACUUGAACGUCUUGAUCAUUUGGCGAAGAAAUUUCAGCAUAAAUGUGACAUUCACGAAGAAUGGUCGAAUGGAAAGGUUGACCUGUUACAAUCGACUGACUUCAAACAUUGUUCAUUAAAUGAUCUUCGUGCAUUAUCACGUAAACAUCUAGCAUUCGAAAGUGAUCUCGCUGCUCAUCAGGAUCGCGUGGAACAAAUAGCUGCCAUCGCUCAAGAAUUAAAUGUUCUCGGUUAUGACCAAAUCGCAACAGUGAAUCAACGUUGUCAGAAGAUUUGUAAUGAAUGGGAUCAAUUAGGUGAUCUGACACACAAACGACGUGUAGCCUUGAAUGAAGCCGAACGAAUCGUUGAACGUAUCGAUAGUUUAUUCUUGGAAUAUGCAAAGAAAGCUGCUCCGUAUAUCAACUGGCUUGACGGUGCUCGAGAAGAUUUAGUCGAUAUGUUCUUUAUUCAUACACUCGAUGAAAUUCGCGGUUUAAUUGAAGCCCAUAAUCAAUUUAAAGCAACAUUAGGAGAAGCCGACGUUGAAUAUAAAAAUAUCAUCCGAUUGGUCAACGAUGCAAAACAAACAUGUCAAGAUAACGGUCUCGAAAUAACUCCUAAUCCCUACACGAAUAUUCAACCUGAAGAAAUCUCAGCGAAAUGGCAAGAAGUACAAGCUCUUGUUCCUCAACGUGAUCAAGACUUACAAACAGAAUAUCUCAAACAGCAACAGAAUGAACGCUUCCGUUUGCAAUUCGCGCAAAAAGCCAAUGUCGUUGGUCCGUGGAUUGAACGUCAGCAUGAACAACUUCAACAAUUGACUAUACAAGUCGUUGGCACAUUGGAACAACAUCAGAAGAAACUCGAAGCCAUGGAAACGAACGUUGUUCAAUAUCGUCCACAUAUUGAUGAACUUGAGAAAUACAAUCAACAGAUUCAAGAAUGCAUGAUCUUUGAAAAUCGCCAUACACCUUAUACAAUGGAAGUUAUUCGUGUGGCUUGGGAACAAUUAAAUACGCAAUUAACACGACAAAUAGCUGAAAUUAAAAAUCAAAUCUAUACAUUGGAAAAGAAGGGUAUUAGUGAAGAACAAAUGAACGAAUUUCGAGCAGCUUUUGCACACUUUGAUAAAGGCCGUUGUCGACGACUUGAUCCAAAAGAAUUUCGUGCUUGUUUAAUCGCAUGUGGCUAUAAUAUUCGCGAAGAUCGACAGGGUGAUGUCGACUUUCAACGCAUUAUGGCCAAUGUCGAUCCAACUCAAACAGGCUUUGUAACAUUCGAAUCAUUUCUUGAUUUCAUGACACGUGAAUGUUCGGAAGAAGACAGUGUUGAUCAAUUGGCAUUAGCAUUCAAAACCCUAUCUGGCGAUAAACCUUAUAUUACUGCAGAAUUACUCAAACGAGAAUUGCCACCUGAACAAGCUGAAUGGUGUAUGCAACGAAUGAAAGCAUAUGCUGGUGCUGACAGUGUGCCAGGUGCCUAUGACUAUAAAACAUUUUCAUCAGCUUUGUAUGGUGAAUCGGAUCUUUAA